AUGUCGAAUAUUGAUUCCCUGAUUCAGCAGCAACAGCAUCAGCAACAAUCGUCUCAUCCUCACUCGUCGUCGUCGACGGCAUCGUUGCGCAAGCCCUCGCGUAUCCUGAGUGCGGCGCAACACUCGCAGGGCGGCAACAAAUUCAACUUUCAAAUUCACAACAACAACAACGGCAGCGAUGACGGCAAUGGAAAUUCUGCCAUAGUUGGGGCAUCGUCACGCGGCGCAGAUCCCUUCUUCAAUGCCUCCAACUCGAGUUUCCACUCCAACAAGUCCGUGAAGAACCGCAAACUGUUAAAGAGCAUCGACAAUGCCGCGUUAUACAAUGACGCCAAGGUCUUAUCGCUGAAUCGCAGCAACUACAACAAAAAUUGUGCCAUUUUUAGUAAGGAAUAUUAUGGUAGUCAUACAUUCGAUAAUAACAAUACACUCACAAAAGCAACAAAUACAGCAGCUGCAGCAGCAGGAGCCACGUCAAAGGCGGGCAGCAACAAAGGUAAUAACAGCAAGGCGUCGCGCAAAACGUCCUCGCACAACGAUCAAAUUCAAAUUGGUAUGGAAAUACACAUACAAGGGAGUUACAAGUGUUUUCAAGCAUAGCGUAUCACGCUGGAGGGAAGCGAUACCUCAUGGAUGCCGGGCCAAAGCCCGCCACUCAAAUGUGCAUUCCUUGGAGCGAGCGGCGUCGGCAAAACAAGCAUCUUACAGCAAUUCUUCCGUCACGAGUUUUCAAAAAGGCACGUCCCAACGACAAAACGCAACGUCUAUCGAAGCUGCUGCGUGUGUGAUACUUGCAUUAGAGAGCUGAUGGUUCUCGAUGUUGCACCACAGAAACGAUUCCCCGUGGACUCGUUAGCUGAAUGGAAUAAUGGCAACCCAUUAGGUUUAAGGAAUGUAAAUGCAUAUGUUUUGGUCUUUGAUAUGGGAAAUUUGGAAACGUUCCAGUAUUGCCGAAAUAUGCGCGAACAAAUACAAGACAGCUUCGAUCAUCGCGACUUCGACAUCAUGGUUGUCGGUAAUAAGUACGAUCUCGUGUCAGAGACAAAUAUUCACUCGCAGGAACUCAAGGACAUCUCAACACUCGUUCGCAAACACUGGAGAUGCGGUUAUGUCGAAUGUUCCGCCAAAUACAAUUUCCGCAUCAACGACAUUUUCCGUGAGCUGCUGGGACAUUCGGGCGCCGGUUAUGCUCCCAAAAUGGAAUACUCCAACCAUUCUAGACACAAAAGCAAAUGCACUAUACUUUAGCAACUCCCAUAGUUAGGAAUUAUCAAUUACAAAUAUUCCUUGUUGCUGCUCUCGUUCUCGUCACGACGCCUACUGAACAUGAAAAAAUAACAAAAAAGAAGAAAAAUUGGAGAAAAAUUAUUAUUUAGAGGCAACCCGCCUCUCUGUUGUUUCUCGCAAAUUCAAUUAACAAACGCGAAAAACUUCAAAGACGACAAAUGUGCUUGACAGACAUCUCUUGAACACACACAACACUCGACGCGAAAGACGCUUUUCCGCGAAAAUUAAUUGAUUGAUAAUGUGUGUGUGUGCUCAAAUAAUGAAAUUGAACAAACUCAGAAGACACAUCGAAGACAUUUACUUAAUUUAGGUAUUAAUAACAAACAAAAAAGA
This is a messenger RNA of Culicoides brevitarsis, 1620 nucleotides long. RefSeq lists its product as uncharacterized. Lineage: Eukaryota; Metazoa; Arthropoda; Insecta; Diptera; Ceratopogonidae. The record is from RefSeq and is a predicted model, not a curated record. The transcript is spliced from 6 exons. Gene Ontology annotation, molecular function: GTPase activity; GTP binding.